Schistocerca cancellata (South American locust) is the source of this 1322-nucleotide messenger RNA. RefSeq lists its product as uncharacterized. Gene Ontology annotation, molecular function: protein binding. Bases 120 to 1322 code for a protein of 400 amino acids. The transcript has 3 exons. Lineage: Eukaryota; Metazoa; Arthropoda; Insecta; Orthoptera; Acrididae. The record is from RefSeq and is a predicted model, not a curated record.
GUGGAGGGCCGUUGUUGUCGGUGUCUCGCGCACACAGUGUCCUGGUAGCCGGCGACAGCGGCGCUCUGGAUCAACACCUCAGCGGAGUGGCGGUGCGUGAGUAGGCAGCAUCAACAGCGAUGGCUGGGAUGGACAACUUAUCGUACGAGAUGCUGCUCUCCAUCUUUUCCUUCCUGCCCGUCCCAGACUUGGUGCGGUGCGCUGCAGUGUCCGAGCGGUGGCACGAAAUUGUGACGGGCUUCACACACCUGUGGAAGGGCAAGACGUACACCACGAACAGAAGACCGAGCGAAUCUGCAGAGACCCGUGCCAUCCUGCGCAUCCUGCCACCGCUGCAGCACCUGAUCAUCGAGCUGGCUGACGAGUUUAAAAUCGAGUUUGCCUACCCACACAUGACGUUGUCAGUGACUGACAUGGGAGGCAUACAGGAGUUUCCGAAACUGACGUGUGACUUUUUGCUGGCGAGAGGAGACAUCAUGAGUAACAUCCUGUCCUCUGAAUCGUCUGUAGACUUAGCGGCACUACGGAAGCUGCAAAUCCUCAGGGUGCCGCCAGUCAAUGUAGCGGACCCUCCUGUCUUCAGAGCGGAAGACGUGAUCAAGUCUGCUCUGCAGCAGUGCCCGAAUCUCAGAGGGCUGUUCAUUUGCGCAGACCAUAUGUCGGCGGACUACCUCGACACACUGGAGGGAUUCCACAAGUUGCAGACUCUUGAAAUUGUGUGCCCUGGACUGGAUAAACUGGCAUUCUUGCGGCACUGCUCAGAUUCGCUGGAGUUGCUGCGUCUCUGUUGCACCGGCUUGCCGACACAGGAGUACACGGAGCUGCGGCGGCUGGCGAACCUGCGGAGGCUGGGGCUGCACGAGUGCCAGGUGAUGGAGGGCGAGCUGCGGCUGGUCCUGGAGGCGCUCGGGUCGCUGGAGGCGCUCCAGCUGGACCGUUGCGGCCUGGUCCGCGACCUGUCCCUGCUGUGGCGCUGCGCCACCCUGCGCCAGCUGCGCCUCACGCUGCCGCCCAUCGCGGGCGCCCCGCUGGUGCUGAGGGACCCUCGCCUGCAGGGGCAGCAGCAGAACCCGCGCAUGCGCAUGUCGGUGGACGCCGACCCGGUGACGCUGCGCCUGCGCAACGUCAACGUGAACGUGGAAGGGAUGGCGACCGCGCUGCCGCUGCUGCAGGCCCUGGGCGUCGACGCCGGCAGCCUGGACCAGCUGGCCAUCCUGCGGCGCUGCCCGCAGCUGAGCCACCUCUGCCUCAACUUCCUGGUCGGUACAGACGAGCCCCAACAGUCGACCGUGUGGGUCCAUAUAAAGUUGAGUUCUCCGUAA